GCCUCUCUCUGCCCCGCUGCAAUAAAGGCAGAUAGCGGUCCAUGGGGAGCAGGGGAACACUUUUUAUACUGACAUGUUAGCGCAAUGACUUUUGAGUAACAUCUAACUGGGACGAGGCUCCCGGCGUGAGGAGGACAGGGCCCUUUACGGGAAGAAAAAAGGAGCACUUGCCAUCUGCCGGGAAACUGGAACGAAAAACAAGACGGCAAAAGAGUUAAGACCAGUCCAAGAUUCAGCGGUGGAAAAUCCAGUUGAGCCAUUUGAAUUGAAAGAUGAGCUUGUUGUCUGCCAUAGACACGAGUGCCUCCGUGUACCAGCCUGCACAGCUUCUGAACUGGGUCUAUCUCUCCUUACAAGACCCCCACCAGACCAGCGCUUUUGACGCAUUCAGACCCGAACCCAACUCUUCCCACCCGGAUCACAGUUUCAGCAAGACUCCCGCAGCAGCGGAUUUGAGCUCUUCCCUGAACUCAAACUAUCUCAACAACUUUUUUCAGCUGCAGCGGAAUGAGGCCUUAAACAACAACGUGUAUAAGAACGUGUCACCCUAUGGCUCCCUUAACAACAUCGUGGAUGGACUCAACACCCUGACGGACCAUUUCUCAGACCUUUCCCUUUCUUCAGAGCCAAGAAAACCAAACAAAAGACCCCCACCCAACUACUUAUGCCACCUGUGCUUCAACAAGGGCCAUUACAUCAAGGACUGCCCUCAGGCCAGACCCAAAGGUGAAGGACUGACACCCUACCAGGGGAAGAAGAGAUGCUUCGGAGAGUAUAAGUGCCCCAAAUGUAAGAGGAAGUGGAUGAGUGGCAACUCCUGGGCCAACAUGGGACAAGAAUGUAUCAAAUGCCACAUCAACGUCUACCCACACAAACAGCGCCCUUUAGAGAAGCCGGAUGGCCUGGAUGUUUCUGACCAGAGCAAGGAGCACCCGCAACACCUGUGCGAGAAAUAGAUCUGCCUUCCAUUUCCCUGCCAAGUGAAGUGUGUGGUAAUGUGACGAACAUUUAACCCGGGCCUCUCAUGAUGGUAUAAUGUAUACGAGGCCUUUUGAUGAACAGCACAUCUUAUUAACUGUGAAUUAACUGAGGGACAAUGUGCCUUACAUCCCUAGCUUACAUUUGGCCUAUUUAUUUUCUUGUUGUCAAGUGUGCAAUUUGAAUUUUGACUGGGACAUAACGAAAUGUUUUUUUUGGUAUGUUUGUAUAUCACAUUAUUGUGUAACUGCUUCCACGUGUCUUUAGAAACUACUGUAGAUUCAGUCGCUCCUCGUCUAGAUUUAGUGCAUUGCUAAUAGAUAAGAUUUCAUUAACCCUCCCAAGAGUAUUUUUGUUGCAACACAAAUUCUCAUUUGAUCUAGUGUUAGAUUCAUAUAGAUGUUAGAUAAGUUGUGUUAAUUUCAAAUCACAAGGUCAACUGAGAAGGAGCUGUAGGAAAACAACACUAGUUUUAGUAAUAAUAAUCUUGCCAUCCACAUAGUUUCUCGCCAGUGUUCGAUUAGAAUUAUGAAACAUUAUUUUAGAGGUUAAACUGUUCAUACGUAAAGCCUGAUUCGAUUUUUAACCACAAAGAAGUAAAGUACAAAUGAGAUGAUUUUAAAGAGAUUUAGAAAGACAUUUAAGUUCACAUUUAACUGCCAGUGGAUGCCUGGCAGCCUUAGUGGUCAAUAAAGUGUUUCCAAAAGCUUGCACCCUUAAAAACUAUGUCCAGCAGCUAAUUGCAGUGUGAAGAGUGUCUAGAGGGAGGUGAAGUUUUGGAGAACUGCAAUGAUUUUCAGGUCAGUUGAGAGAAACAAUGAGAUUUAAUAUAGAAAGGCUGGUUUGUAAUGUGCUGAUGCAGAAGAUUCAAGGAUAUAUUGAAAGUGAUGAUGAAUUGAGUUCACACGUAUAUUAUUUUUUAUGAAUAUAAGUGCCUACUAUUAUAAACCAAUGUCUUUAAAAUAAAAGAAGUACACCCAUCCUGUUUACGUUACAGGAAAUGAAUGUAGUUUUGACUUAGGCUAUAGAAAUCUGGCUUUUAAGGAAACUUGUUAUAGGAAUUGUGAACUGUUUUAUAUGUACUGUAUUUCUAGCCUUAUAACAUCUGGUUAACUAUAUUUUAUACUGUAACAUACUGUAUGUGCCUUAAAAACAUUUAAAUCAUUCUGAAGUAUCAGGAUUAGGAGGCAAUUUGAAAUUGGGAAAAGACAUGUGGGGCUCAGAGAUGGAGCAGUAUACGUGCAUGUGGUAACUGUGAUGCAUAGUAAGUUUAAUGCAGGUUCAAGAUGUGACAAGGACAACAAUUAAUACAGUUCCUCUAUUAGUUUGAACUGGCAUGGUGGGUGUUUGCAUAAACACAGUUUGCUGGGCUGAAGGCACGGGCUGAAACAGCAUUUCCAGCUGGCAAUAACAAUCCUACUGUGGUCUGUUGUCAUGGAAUAUCCACAAAGAUGUUAUUUCUUAGUCGAUCCUCACAACAGAAAGGAGUCGCACAUGAAACUGUGGACCUCACUCUUUGUUUUUUAAUCUAUUGUAGUUAUGUUUAUCCAAGGGACUGUGGGUUUUGUAAAAAAAAAUAUACAUGGUUAACUCGCCUUAGUGGGAGAGUUUGCAGUGGCUGAUUAUGGUACCUUACAGCUUUGGGAAAUUUAGAUAAAAUACCAUCUGUAAAGUUAAAGGGGCACUCCAAUUUAGUAGUGCAGUUCCACAAAGUCGGGAGGCUUGCAAGAGACACUAAAGAAUAGUUGAACCAAUGCAGCAGAGUCUCAGAUGGCUCAUGCUCCAAAACGCUGGGUCCUACCUUUCCCAUAAUGCAACUAAAAAGCAUCUUUCAGUAGUCUUCCCCUGCCUGGUAAAUGCCCAUGUCUUUCACUUUCACAACUCCACACCCCCAGGUUGUAAAGCAGGCUUUUUGUUAAAAUUGUGUCUUCAAACCUAAGCUGACGUAACCACGAUUAUAGACUUGACAAAGCACCUCCAGAGCUACAGAAGACAUUAUACAACUGUUUUCACAGUUCGAG
Molecule: messenger RNA, 2999 nt
Organism: Sander lucioperca (pikeperch)
Lineage: Eukaryota; Metazoa; Chordata; Actinopteri; Perciformes; Percidae
Gene: zcchc24
Product: zinc finger, CCHC domain containing 24
Exons: 5
Coding region: 273-956 (227 amino acids)
Molecular function (GO): zinc ion binding; nucleic acid binding
Source: RefSeq, a predicted model, not a curated record